Molecule: messenger RNA, 459 nt
Organism: Cetraspora pellucida
Lineage: Eukaryota; Fungi; Glomeromycota; Glomeromycetes; Diversisporales; Gigasporaceae
Source: the annotation of a GenBank genome assembly
AUGAUGGAUUUAACAUUUUUAGAUAAUUUUCUUAAGCUACAUUCACCUAAUAAAACUCUCAAAAAAUUUAAAAAUUACUUAGAAACUCAAGAAGAUAAAAAAGCAAGUGAUUUAUCAAGAAAAGAUGAAAGUACCUCUACAGAUAAAGAAUCUGAAGACAAUAUACAGAUUUCUGAGGAGUAUCAGGAUGUAUAUGAUGAAUUCACUUUGUUUAAACAUGCAUUAAAUGAAAAUGUUAAUUAUAUAAAUGAGAAUCUUGAUGAAAAGCUAGCAAACUAUAUAUUAGACUAUCAAAAAAUAAAAGAGAUCUAUGAAGAUGAUCAACUUAGAAGAUGGUAUUACUUAUCAUUAUUGAAAGUAUAUCAGCUUAGUUUAGUUGAUAAAGGAAUUGGCAAACAUUGGCAUAUGAUUUAUAUUAAAGAUAAAGCUUCAAAGAAGCAAAUGAAGUUAUCUCGAUAA